Messenger RNA from Medicago truncatula (barrel medic), 1760 nucleotides. Its product is annotated as pro-resilin. NCBI's taxonomy places the organism in Eukaryota, Viridiplantae, Streptophyta, Magnoliopsida, Fabales, Fabaceae. Bases 150 to 1553 code for a protein of 467 amino acids. The transcript is spliced from 2 exons. Gene Ontology annotation, molecular function: protein binding. The record is from RefSeq and is a predicted model, not a curated record.
AAAAAUAAAAAAAAACCGAAGUUUUUCAUUUAACGGGUACUAUUACAAGAUCACAGAGAUUACCAAAAAUAACGAUCAAUCAUCAAAGAACAGAAAAUACAACUUUUCCAUACAAAUUUCUUCAUCUUCAUUUUCCAGAUCUUUCAAAGAUGAAUUCCAAUUAUGGCAAACCAAACCCUCCAAAACAAUCCUCUGCUUCCCUCAACAACUUCAAUUUCGAUCUUGAUCUUGGAAUCGGAUCCAAUCGAUCCAAAUCCCUAAAAGAUCAGAAAACCCCAAAUCCUCCUUCAAAUUCCUAUUCAACUCCUUCAUAUUCAUCAGCACAACCCAAAAAAUGGACCCACCAACCCGUUCAAACUCCGGCGGGGUUACCCGGUGCACCACCGUCGAUGGUCGGUGAUAUCUUCGGGAAAAGUUGGGGAUCAACUCAACCUUCGGGUCCUAGCAUUGGUAUCGUUAAUAAAAACCCUAAUUUGUUUGGGGAUUUGGUUACCUCUGCAUUGGGUCAAGGUUCUUCAAAUAAUAGCAACGUUCCUCUGAAAAAUGCAAUUCCCACACCUAAAAAUUCAUCUUUUUCAAUGUCAAACAUGUCCAAUUCUUUGCCUAAACCUGUUAACACGCUGCAAAGUGGUUCUUCUUUGGGAUCAUCUUCUGGAAGUGGUUUUAAUUUGAAUGCCAAUAGAAGUCCCAAUAUUGGAGGUCCUUCAAUUCGAAGCGGUGUUGGUGUUGCUGCAUCUGGUAGUGGAAUUGGAAUUAGUUCUAGUAAUAAAGAUCCUUUUAGUUCAUUGGCUGGUUUUGGAUCUAAGCCAUCUUCUAGUCUUAAUUCAGCUGCUAAACCUUCAAAGAUUGAUUCACAAGAUGAUGGUUUUGGUGAUUUUCAGAAUGCUACAAAACCAAGCACCAAUGCAUUUCCAUCAAGUGGUGGUAGUGUUGGAAUUGAUGUUGAUUUUACUGGAUCUUCGGCUUUUUCGAAUCCAACACCAGUUCAAGCUUCUGGGGGUGAUCCAAUGGAUAUGUUUUUCACAUCUACCACUCCAUCAUCUGGAGGUGGUGGUGGUGGAGGUGCGGCGGCAUCUUCUGAAAUUGAUGAUUGGGGUAAUGAGUUUGGAGGAGGAAACCAUGACGUGGGUGGAACAACCACUGAGCUUGAUGGGCUUCCACCUCCUCCUGCUGGGAUAUCAGGUUCUUCUGCUAAAGGCAAAGGGAUGGAUAAUUACAAACAGGGACAAUUUGCUGAUGCUAUUAAAUGGCUUUCAUGGGCUCUUAUUCUUCUAGAGAAAGCUGGGGAUGGUGCUGGUACGGUGGAGGUUUUGUCGUGCAGAGCUUCUUGUUAUAAAGAAGUUGGAGAGUAUAAAAAAGCGGUGGCAGAUUGUACCAAGGUUAUUGGAAACGAUGAAAAAAAUGUAUCUGUCCUUGUCCAGCGUGCUCUCUUGUAUGAGAGUAUGGAAAAGUACAAACUUGGUGCUGAAGACCUGAGAACUGUGCUGAAGUUUGAUCCUACCAAUCGGGUUGCUAGAAGUACUGUUCACCGGUUGGCUAAGAUGGCUGAAUAGGAAAAAAAUUCUAUCCUUUUUCUUUUCAUUAUUACGAUAUAUACCGGGUGAUAUAAUAUGUACGGACUGCCUGUGAUUGCUGUCACCCUUCAUAUGAUUUUCGAUGUAUGGCUUUUUCUUAUUCUGCCUUAUGUCUUGAAAUUAAUAUUCUUGCUUCCUUGCCCAGAUUUGAACUCAAUAUUGAUUGCCUUAUUCUUUUCCUGACCA